ACUUCACAGCUUAGCAUCCCGGACGCGUGAGUAAGAGAAGUACUGCGAGUUAUCGUUUUCAACUAUUUUAGACCGAAGUCACCAUUUAUAAAUAGCAGAUUUCACAAAAAAACAGCAAAACGGCCCUAACAAUGUGAGGCAGUGGCGUCCUGUGUUUUGGCAUCUCUCUAGUUCAGUCAGCAGAAAGAGGAUCCGUGCAGUCAUCAGCUGCUGCAGAGGAAAGUCUUUGCAAUGUCUCUAUUGGAGGAUGUUGUAUAUGUGCUGCGCACAGUGCUGGAGUAUUUUGGCGUACCUCCAGACAUGUUGGACCCCGUGUGGACCAGUCAGCUGUGUGGACAGUAUCGCAGCAUUAUAAGGAUGAUUGGGACCAACCUCCCUCUGAAGCCCCCCCCACGUGUCCAUUUUCAGAUCCCCUUGGUUGCUAACAUGCUGCAUGAUGUGGAUGCCACAGGGGACACACCGGCCAUCCCCUCUUUGGCUGACAUCAUGUGGGUGUUUGAGGACAAGGGGGACAGUUUUGCUAAAACUAGGAUGCAUUUACCCCCAAAGAAGCAGAAUUGCAUAAAUGCCAUUCAGAAUGACUUGGAGCCAAAUAUUGUUCAUAAAAAAGAAAGGUCUGCUGGCCAUGCAGCAGAUCCAGAAACACUGAAGAAGAUCUCAGCGCUGGAGAGCGAACUGCUCAAACUGCGGGCUCAGAUAGCCAUGAUUGUUACCGCCACCCCAGGCGCGGAUCAAACAGAGUCCCAUAAUGCCCCACUAGUGUCCCUGACGUCGCCUCUGCCGCUUCCAGCUCUCACCUCCACUCCUCGCUCCGCUCCUGCUCCUCCUCCUCCUCCCCCACCACCUCCCCCUUGCCCAAGCUCCUCCACCGACACACUGGAUGUGAUGCAGCUGAUCAGACAAAACAGGAAGAACAAAACUGUUAACGGUCAGCUGCAGCCACACAACAAAGAAUCUGAAAAUAAAGGGAUGCCCUCCAUGAUGGAUGUUUUAAAGAACUUAAAUCAAGUUAAACUGCGUUCAGUACAAAGAUCACCAGGAGGAACGCCGGUCGGGGGGAGGCGCAGUAAGGGAGGAGCCGCGGUGCUGAGUGACCCGGCAGCUCUCAUCGCUGAGGCGCUAAAACGGAAAUUUGCACAGCAUCGCCAUAACACAUCCUCCGACAAAGAGAAUUCACGGGAACUCUCGCCUUUCGGCAGUCCAGAAUCCCCCAAGGUUUCUGUCCACUUCAGGCGCAGUCAGGGACGGCGCCACUUCUGAGCCAUUACAUUGUGACUCCAAUAUUUAAAGGCAAUAGCAGGUUCUAACUGCAUGUGUUCACACAGACGUGCCUCUGAGUGGAUUUCUGCUGAAGCUGCUGGUUACGGGUCAUUUUUUGCUCUCUGUUUUUCUGCUCUUUUCCUUGUGUUUUUGUUUAUUUGAUGGGGUUUUGGGUUUAAUGUCAUCCAUGCUGGCUCUGGACAUAAAGGUUUUUGUCCUUUGAAGUUUGCUGUUUUAGAAGUUGCGGGUAAGUUUUGGAUUUAAGCCAGAUUUCAGAUUCUCUGAGCUGUAUUCUAUGCAAUUUUUUAAAAAAGUUGUUUCAUUUUAUUAAAGAAUCUAAAUGGACUUUUUCCAACUUUU
Oryzias latipes (Japanese medaka) is the source of this 1620-nucleotide messenger RNA. It is a transcript of the gene mtfr2, whose product is annotated as mitochondrial fission regulator 2. Gene Ontology annotation, biological process: mitochondrial fission; aerobic respiration. Gene Ontology annotation, cellular component: mitochondrion. NCBI's taxonomy places the organism in Eukaryota, Metazoa, Chordata, Actinopteri, Beloniformes, Adrianichthyidae. The record is from RefSeq and is a predicted model, not a curated record.